Molecule: messenger RNA, 1242 nt
Organism: Harpegnathos saltator (Jerdon's jumping ant)
Lineage: Eukaryota; Metazoa; Arthropoda; Insecta; Hymenoptera; Formicidae
Product: putative nuclease HARBI1
Exons: 6
Coding region: 614-1108 (164 amino acids)
Source: RefSeq, a predicted model, not a curated record
CGCAUACGGACGAGAUUAUCGUCGGUUUAUGUGAUUAUGUUAGUGAAUUCGCGAUUUGAGUAUGGCUGAAUACCUCAUGUGGGAUCUUUUACACCUUGAGAAUCGCGUGAGAAUGCUACAACGUCGAAUAGAAAGAAGAGUCUGGCGUGAUACUAAUGAUUCAUUCGAGUUACACGAUAACGUUUUCAUUAAUUUAUUUCGCUUGCCACCUGACACUGUGUUGGAAUUAGCAGAGAUCUUAAGACCAAGGUAUUAACAGCUUUAAGAUUUUAUGCUGUUGGCUGCUACCAAGGUGCCAUUGGGGAACAAUGGAAUCUGGCUGUCAGUCAAUCGACUGUAAGCCGUUGUGUAGCAGCCGUGACAAAUGGAAUAAACGACCUAUUACUAUGACCAUGGGUAAAAUUUCCUAUUACAGCGGAGGAUCGACAAGCUGCAAGAGAAAAGUUCCGCACAGCACAACAUCCGUUUAUAGGUGCUAUCGGUGCAAUAGAUUGCACUUAGGUAUCGAUUCUGGCACCGCAACUUCACGAAGAAACCUACGUCAAUCACUGGGGUGAUCACUGUCUCAAUGUUCAAGCGAUUUGUGACCCUGAUUUAAAAAUUCUAAACAUUAAUGCUCGAUAUCCUGGGGCACGACAUGAUACAUAUAUUUGGGCAAAUUGUGCUGCUCGUCGUGUCAUGGAACGAUGGUAUAUGCAAGGAGAACGCAAGGCUUAUCGGUGAUGAUGGGUAUGGACUGGAGCCGUGGUUAAUGACUCCAUUGAAAUACGAGCAGCCAGGAACUCCAUGUUUUAAUUAUAAUGAAGAAUUAUGCAGUACCCGCUCUUGUAUAGAACGCCUGUUUGGAGUUUUGAAGAGCGAAUUUAGAUGCCUUUCAGCGCAAAGGCAACUAAUGUACGAACCAGGAUUAGCUGGAAGAAUUGUUAACGCUUGUGCGGUUUUGCACAAUAUGCGUAUCCACCAUCGAAUAUAUGAUAUAGACGUCGACCCAGCAGAGGUGGAAGCCCAUCGUGUAGCUAAUAUGCCUAAUCCUGCAGUAGAAAUAUCAGAAGCCCUCGUCCCUAUUGGCAAAAAAUUGAGACAGUCGAUUUUCACAAGCCUCUCUUGAAGCGAAUUUUUCACCAGCAAAAUUGUUCGCCAUGGACAGGAACAGAUGGUAAUCACUUGGUGCCAAGUUCGAACUAUAAGGUGAAUGCAUAAGAACCUCCCAACCAAGCUCCCGGAGCUUCUGGCGAGUCACUA